This is a messenger RNA of Coffea eugenioides, 695 nucleotides long. RefSeq lists its product as uncharacterized. Lineage: Eukaryota; Viridiplantae; Streptophyta; Magnoliopsida; Gentianales; Rubiaceae. The record is from RefSeq and is a predicted model, not a curated record. The coding region runs from base 127 to 396 and encodes 89 amino acids. The transcript has 3 exons.
UUGAGCCAAGAAGAGUGAGGGUUUAAGGAUUUAAGCUCAGAAUCAAGAAACGAAAGAGCAACAAAAUUGAGGGGGAGGGUUUAAGGCUUUUCAGAUAAGAAGAGAAAGAAAGAGACCGAGCUAAAGAUGGCUAGUGAAACUAACAAGACAAGUGGAAGCAGGAAGAGUGGAGGAGGCAAUGGUGGUUUCAGGGCUAAAUUGGAUCAUUACCUGUAUAGUGGGGAAAAGAAGCAUGUCAUCGCAGGCAUAGCCAUAAUUGGCGUCCUCUUUGGGGUUCCUUGGUACCUCAUGAACAAAGGCUCAAAACAGCAAUCUCAUCAGGACUAUAUGGAAAGAGCUGAUAAAGCACGAAGUGAGAGACUUUCAAAAGGUUCAUCAGCAGCUUCAACAUCUUAGUGUGGGGAAAAGCUAGCUCGAUGAUUGUCUGAUCAUGGUUCAUCGGACUUGCUGUUUCCUUUAUACCACCCUAGUCCGUUCUAUUUUUUGUGCUCAACAGAGAGUAAUGGAAGCUUCAUUAGGAUUUUUCAGAUGUUAUAAUGUUGCUGCACGGUUGUUUAUAUGUGAAUUGUUAAGGCGUAGGCUCCCUUUUACAUUUGAUUUGACCAUCAUGUUCAAGAAGAGCAUUUCUAUUUCAAGAAAUUGGAAAGCAGGAAACUUCUGCAUUAAUAAUGAAAAUCAGACGGUUGGGGAGUCAA